AACAGCGGACAUUUAAAACCCGUCAUGACUCUUUAGCUGUACUGGCGAAAGCAGUUUAGUCGAAUUUAUUACAAAGUUUCGAAAUGUGGUACCUUUUGUGAGUCUCGUCAACGUCUGCAACUGCAGACGCUAAAGGAAGUAGGCCACCAGGUACCGGGGACACCGCUUAAUCCGAAACACCAGACUCUGUCGCUAGCUUAUUUUUGCUGGCACUACGACGAAAUUUCUCCAUUGUUAACUGUGGAGGAACUCAGGCAGAGGUGUUGGUGACUUCAGCGAGGAGGAGGACGACAGUGAAGAGUUGAAUCCAUCACAGGAGUGGACUUCCAGCCGUCACUAUGGGUGAAAGAAAAGGAACAAACAAAUACUAUCCGCCGGAUUUCGAUCCAGCCAAGCAUGGAUCCCUCAAUGGCUACCAUAAAACCCACGCUCUGCGAGAGAGGGCCAGGAAGCUGUCACAGGGCAUCCUCAUUAUCAGGUUCGAGAUGCCGUACAACAUCUGGUGUGACGGCUGCAAGAAUCACAUCGGCAUGGGGGUGCGUUACAACGCGGAAAAGAAGAAAGUGGGGAAAUACUACUCCACGCCAAUCUACAGGUUCAGGAUGAAGUGCCACCUGUGUGUGAACUACAUCGAGAUGCAGACGGACCCGGCCACCUGCGAUUAUCUGAUCGUGAGCGGCGCCCGCAGGAAGGAGGAGCGCUGGGACAUGGCUGAGAACGAGCAGAUCCUCACCACAGAGCGGGAGGAGAAGGAGAAGCUGGAGACGGACGCCAUGUACAAACUGGACCACGGAGGAAAAGACCGACAGAAGCUCACCAAGGCUCUGCCCUCGCUGUCGGAGAUCCAGGACUACCAGGCCGGCUGGAAGGACGACUUCCAGCUCAACAGCUCCCUCCGCAGGAAGUUCAGAACGGAGAAGAAAGUUAUGGCUGAGCAGGAAGAAAAGGACAACGCGGUCCGAAUGAGGACGAACCUUUCCAUCCCGCUGCUGCCGGAGAGAGAGGAGGACAAGAAGCUGGCGGCGCUGCUCACCUACCAGACGCCCGACUCGUACGAAGACAAGAAGCACAGCAAACGCAAAGAGAUCUCAUCUCGCUCCUGGUUCACCUCGCCUUCCUCCUCGGCACCACCGGGGAGCGCCGCAGGCUCUCUGCUCCACAAGCUGGGCCUGCAGGGGAAAGGAGCGGCGGUGGCCAAAGCUCUGGGCUCCUCGCACAGCCCCCUCAUCCGCAGGCGCUCGGCCAAGGACGAAGACGGGGCAAAGGUCACGCAGAGCGAAGACGCAGCGACAGCAGGAGGCCACAAGGAGGCGCUUCAAGGACGGACAGGGGAGAAGGUCACGUGUUCGGCAUCUCUCACGUCUCUGGUGGCCGAUUACAGCGACUCGGAUUCAGAUUCGGAACCACGACAAAGUUCUCCGUCCAGAACAUCAACAGAGUGAUCAAAGACUUUAUCAGCCUCACUGUGGGAAACGUCAAGGUUUCACUGGAUCAUUAAUGUAUCAGAAAGAAGAUCUCUGGAAAAGGUUUUCUGGAUUUCAGAUCUCAUGCACACACACACACACACACACACACACACACACACACACGUUAUCCAGUCAUAAAGCUGCUAUAAACCCUGUAUAAUAAAUGUAAAGUACUGAUCAAAGUUUGUUUCUUGAGUUUUUCACUCCACAUUUCAACAGAUAAUUUAGACCAGGGGUGUCAAACAUAAGGCCUGUGGACCAAACCCAACUCAAGACUCCAGUCCAGCCCACCAAGCCACCAAGCAAAGAAAACAUUGUUCUGUUUUUUUUUUUUACAUUUCUUCGGAGCUGCAGAAACAACCCAGAUAUCGGCGAUGCUGCCAUUAAAGAUCAUUGGCUCACUGGUAUCAAACCAGUCUCAGCAGUGUGACGCAGCAGCUGUAGGAGAAGAGUUUUGGACGCUUCACUUUUUUUUGCAGCAGAAGGUUUCAUUAAAAUUGGCUUCAUGUUGAGAUUGCAGUAACUGUGUGCACCAUUUGGUUUUGUGCCACAACACAAAAUUUAAAGGUCAUUAUGGCACUGUUUUACCAGUCUGGUCCACUUCAGAUGGAACUGGGCGGCACGUGGUCCCUGAACUAAAGUGUAUUUGACGUCCCUGAUUAAGGCUUUCUUCCCACAUUAUGUCCAACACAGAUCCUGAAGUC
Salarias fasciatus (jewelled blenny) is the source of this 2170-nucleotide messenger RNA. RefSeq names its product YJU2 splicing factor homolog B (gene yju2b). Gene Ontology annotation, biological process: mRNA splicing, via spliceosome. The transcript has 10 exons. The record is from RefSeq and is a predicted model, not a curated record. Gene Ontology annotation, cellular component: U2-type spliceosomal complex; post-mRNA release spliceosomal complex. Bases 339 to 1442 code for a protein of 367 amino acids. Lineage: Eukaryota; Metazoa; Chordata; Actinopteri; Blenniiformes; Blenniidae.